Messenger RNA from Oryzias latipes (Japanese medaka), 2034 nucleotides. RefSeq names its product neuronal differentiation 4 (gene neurod4). Gene Ontology annotation, biological process: camera-type eye development; positive regulation of transcription by RNA polymerase II; axon development. Lineage: Eukaryota; Metazoa; Chordata; Actinopteri; Beloniformes; Adrianichthyidae. The record is from RefSeq and is a predicted model, not a curated record. Gene Ontology annotation, cellular component: nucleus. Gene Ontology annotation, molecular function: protein dimerization activity; DNA-binding transcription factor activity, RNA polymerase II-specific; E-box binding.
UAAGUUGGAGAUGGGUGGGCGGCACAGGGAGGGGCUUGCCCCUCUAAAGGCUGAGCAAACUCUGCCUGGACGAGCCAGUCAGAUAUGAAAGUUCUGCGCGCUCAUGGCUUUCUGACAGAGCAGAACGGUUCGGGACAGAGGCGGAUGUGCGCUGAUACAACCCAUCUUCUUUGGGAUUACAACUCACUUUGCGGCUUUUCUAAAAUCAAACCAUUUAUUUUGUUGGCAAAUUGGAGCAAAUCGACCACUGGACCCCAAAACAGAUAAAAUGAUGACCAAACCCUUUGGAAAAAGUGGGGAUAUGAACGAUCUUGUUAGCUCCCUUGGAUGGCUGGAGGAGGAUGGCAGCUCGCAAGAUGGAGAUGAAAGUCCAGAGAUGAGGGGGCGCCAUGGCCUGAAUGUAGGGGGCCGUGUCCACUCCUGCACAGAACUGGGGAGUGAGGACAUGGAUGAAGAGGAUGAUGAUGAAGAGGUGGGACCAAAUGGUGAAAAUGCUCCCAAAAGGAGAGGUCCGAAGAAAAAGAAGAUGACUACAGCUAGAAAGGAGCGCUUUCGUGCCCGCAGGAUCAAGGCCAAUGCCAGAGAACGUUCUCGAAUGCACGGACUGAAUGAUGCUCUGGAUAAUCUGCGCAGAGUCAUGCCCUGCUACUCCAAAACACAAAAACUGUCCAAGAUUGAGACUCUACGGCUGGCCCGCAACUACAUCUGGGCUCUGUCUGAGGUGCUUGAGAGUGGUCAGUCCCCAGAAAGUCUUGGGUUUGUUGAGAUGCUUUGUAAAGGUCUUUCACAGCCUACCAGUAAUCUUGUGGCUGGUUGCCUGCACCUGGGGCCCACUCCAGUGAUCCUUAACAAGCUGGAGGACAAGAGCGGAGGCCCAGGAAUGGGUGGUGUGGUUGCUGGACAUCCACUUAGCUACCCUUCCCCAGGCCUUCCCAGUCCACCUUACGGCUCCCUGGAGGCAUCCCAUCUCCUCCAUAUGAAGGGAUACAAAGGCCCUGUUUACGACAACCCCUCACCAAAUGAGUGCAGCUCUGGCACCCCUCCUUAUGAUGGGCCCCUCACUCCCCCCCUCAGCAUCAGCAGUAACUUUGCCCUGAAGCAGGAGCCUUCUCCCCAUGAAUCCGAAAGGAACUUCACAUCUCACUCUGGCCAGCAUGCUCACUUCCUCCCAUCCCACCAUUAUACCAACUGCACUGGCAGCCUACCAGGAGGGCCUCAAGGCCACCAAAUCUUCCAGACAUCACGAUAUGAGCUGCCUCUGGACGUGACCUUUGACUCCUUUCCUCCCUCUCACCUGGUCACUUCUCAGAUGGGCACCAUCUGAAUGGGACAGGAACAGUGAGUGACUCUUUCAGAAGAGAAGAGAAGAGAAGAGAGGUGAAGAACUGAUUGCUGAUAACUGCUGUAAAAAGAUUCUUUUAUAGAGAAAACAGUUUGCAUUCAUGCUGUUUGGAACUCUGGGAGAGCUUAGAAUGCUCAGAACGAGAGAGUCUCAGAAUAAUUUCAACUUAAACUACCUGCUGCAAACAUGCACCCUUAAAAUGUACGGUCUUAUUUAUUCUUAUUUUUUAUUGAUAUUAUAUUAGGAUGUUGUUUUUAAAAAAAAUUAAAGUAGCUCCCUCUGUUGUUUAAGAGUGGAACUGAGAAUUAGUUGGAUAAAUUGUUUGGAGCAGCUUGAGUUCAAAUAUGAGAGCUUUGAUACAACAUUUGGAAGUUUACAUAUCAAAAUGAUCAAAAAGUGAAUUGAUUGAAACUGUGCACUGGGGUCAACUGUCAAUGUCCUGAUUUUAAGAAAGCAAUGCAUUAUUUAUAAAUGUAUUUAUUAUUUAUUUCAACACCAUUUAGAUUCUUCUCAGCGCUGUUUUCAUUUUACUGUCUUCUUUGUUUGUUACCAUUCUUUUUGUAGCUUUUACUUUAUUUAAGAUAUUUAUUUGAUGUAUUUCAGGUACUUAUUUUAUUGAUGUUUUCAUUUUUGUCUCAGUGUACUGUCAAAACUUGGCUCUUUCGCACUUAAUUGAAUAAAUAUUCUUAUAC